AUGGAUGACCCUGUAGCUGCUGCCUCAACCCCAUCAAAGAAGAGGACAAGGAAGCCGAACUGGACUAUGGACGAGUCCUUAUAUUUGCUUCAGCUCUACAGAGACCACGCUCGUGUUCUCAGGCAGAGCUUCAGCGAUGAUGGUUGCACCCAUCAAACCAAGCAGAAGGCAUGGGAGGACAUAAGGAGCAAACUCCAGCAAGCCUUUCCUGCAGGGCAGAGGACAACGAAGGAGUGCCAAAAGCGAUGGCACACCAUCCUUGUCACAGCACGGUCCAAGCUGAGUCAAGUCAGAAAGGACUUUGCUGCAACAGGUGGUGGCUCUCCUCAUCCCCCCAUUGACCCUCUUGAAGAGCUGGUGGCAGAUAUUUUGGGAAAAGAAAAUGUCACCAUAACGGGCAUAGCUGGUGCUCCUAGUCUCCACGACGAUCCACUUGAAGGGACGAGCAGCAGUGUCUGCAUGAGUGAGUUAACCAGUCAUGCAGAAACUGGCCCAGCGUCGCUCUUGGAGGGUGCUACCCAAGAUCUGCCCGCCUUAUUUGCUGCUGCUGCUGAGGUGAUUUCCAGCGUGCCUGCUCCCUCUGCCCCUGCCACAGAAGUCACCAGUGUGCUGCUUCCCUCUGCCUCGGAAGACGGAACAGUCUUCAUAGCUCGGUAA
Eriocheir sinensis (Chinese mitten crab) is the source of this 657-nucleotide messenger RNA. RefSeq lists its product as uncharacterized. The record is from RefSeq and is a predicted model, not a curated record. Bases 1 to 657 code for a protein of 218 amino acids. The transcript has 4 exons. Gene Ontology annotation, cellular component: nucleus. Lineage: Eukaryota; Metazoa; Arthropoda; Malacostraca; Decapoda; Varunidae.